Molecule: messenger RNA, 3632 nt
Organism: Platichthys flesus (European flounder)
Lineage: Eukaryota; Metazoa; Chordata; Actinopteri; Pleuronectiformes; Pleuronectidae
Gene: invs
Product: inversin
Exons: 19
Coding region: 179-3067 (962 amino acids)
Biological process (GO): protein localization to ciliary inversin compartment
Cellular component (GO): ciliary inversin compartment
Molecular function (GO): protein binding
Source: RefSeq, a predicted model, not a curated record
GGCGGAGAUUGAACGGGACGCCUCGGAAGAAAACUUUCCCGUUUUUCAUCUGAGAGGAAGAGGAAUCAAAAGCAGGAGCCAGGAUCAGGACAGGUAGGGGACCUGGACGUGCACUCACACCCACCAACAAUGCACUGAACUGGGAAACAUCUGCCAGAGUGUGCCCUUCAACGCCGUGAUGGCGUCGGCGACAUCCAGCCCAGGUCCUGCCUCUCUGGGCUCCCAGGUUCAUGCUGCAGCUGUCAACGGGGAUAGGAGCGCCCUUGUCAAACUCAUCACAGUAGAGCCCUCACUGCGGGACCGUGAGGACCAGUUUGGACGAACCCCUUUGAUGUACUGUGUGCUGGCUGACCGCUUGGAUUGUGCAGAGACUCUGCUGAAGGCCGGAGCCUCGGUCAACAAGACUGACCACAGCCAGCGCACGGCUCUGCACCUCGCCGCACAUAAGGGGAAUGUGCGCUUCCUGAAGCUGCUGCUGUCCAGGCGGGCCAACUGGCUGCAGAAAGAUUUGGAGGAGAUGACCCCGCUCCACCUGGCCACCCGACACCCAACCCCAAAAGCGCUGGCCCUGCUGCUCAAACACAUCGGACCUGGAGAGGUGGACACGCAAGACAAGAACAAGCAAACGGCUCUGCACUGGUCUGCGUUUUAUAACCGACCGGAACACGUUCGCCUCCUGAUCAAGCACGAUUCCAACAUCGGCAUCCCAGACAGUGAGGGCAAGAUCCCCCUGCACUGGGCUGCACACAGUCAGGAGCCCAGCGCCACGCAAACUGUCCGCUGUAUACUGGAGGCAGCUCCCACCGAGUCCCUGUUGAACUGGCAGGACUACGAGGGGCGGACGCCGCUGCACUUUGCGGUGGCUGACGGUAACGAGGCGGUGGUUGAGGUGCUGACUUCUUACGAGGGCUGUAACGUGACGGCCUACGAUAACCUGUUCAGAACUCCACUGCACUGGGCCGCUCUGCUCGGCCACGCCAAAAUCGUCCACCUGCUGCUGGAGAGAAACACAUCGGGCACGAUUCCCUCGGACAGCCAAGGGGCGACACCUCUGCACUAUGGAGCUCAGAGCAACAAUGCUGAGACAGUUGGUGUGUUUCUGUCCCACCCCUCAGUGAAGGAUGAACCUGACCUGGAGGGGCGGACGGCCUUUAUGUGGGCCGCUGGGAAAGGCAGUGACGAUGUCAUCCGCACCAUGCUGGCCCUCACGCCUCACAUCGACAUCAACAUGGCCGACAAGUACGGAGGCACAGCGCUCCACGCGGCCUCCCUGUCGGGUCAUGUGAGCACGGUGAUGCUGCUGUUGGAGAAGGGAGCGAUGGUCGACGCUCUGGAUGUGAUGAAACACACGCCGCUGUUUCGUGCCUGUGAGAUGGGACACAGGGACGUCAUACUCACUCUCAUCAAAGGAUCUGCACAUGUGGACCUGGUAGACGUGGAUGGUCACACUGCUCUGCACUGGGCAGCUCUGGGAGGAAAUGCUGAGGUCUGCCAGAUACUGAUGGAGAAUGGGAUUAGUCCUAAUGUGCAGGACCAGGCAGGACGGACUCCUCUGCAGUGUGCUGCUUAUGGCGGCUACAUAACCUGCAUGGCUGUUCUCAUGGAGUACAACGCUGAUUCCAACAUACAGGACAAGGAGGGGCGGACUGCUCUCCACUGGUCAUGUAACAAUGGCUACCUGGAUGCAGUGAAACUGCUGCUGGGCUACAACGCCUUUCCAAAUCACAUGGAGCACACUGAGGAGAGGUACACCCCUCUGGACUACGCCCUGCUGGGGGGACACAGCGAGGUGACGCAGUUCAUGCUGGAGCACGGCGCUCUCUCCAUAGCAGCCAUCCAGGACAUCGCUGCUGCCUCCAUCCAGGCCGUCUACAAGGGCUACACUGUCCGCAAGGCCUUCAAGGAGAGGAAGCAGCUCCUCAUGAGGCACGAGCAGCUGCGCAAGGAUGCAGCCAAGAAGCGAGAAGAGGAACAGCGCAGGAGAGGGGCCGUGCAGCAGGUUUCAGAGUCCAAAAGGAAGUUGAUGUUGGCGAGAGCAGAGCAGGACAAGCUGUCCUCAGUCAACAUUAUGCAGAACUUAACCAUGAAUGACACUGCGGUGGAAACAAAGACUUCAUCCAAAGCUGAACGCACGCGGAGCAAAGACGAGAGACACAAAGCGGACCACAAGAGCAGAUCCUCCAGACGACAUAAAGCAGCCGAGCCGCAUGAGGCCCCCGAGGCUUCGAGUCACCGAAGUCAUGUUACCGAUGACACGGUGUCUGGUGCUCCACAGACCACCAGGCUGAAGGAGCUUCCUUCUCCUGCCAGCUGCAGCCAACCCCCCAAUCUCAAACCCAGACCUCCCUCCAUGCCCAAGGUCAGGGAGAGACUUUCCUUUAACACAAGCGCUCCCAUCACAGGUGCCUCCUCUACGGAGCAAAUUGAGGCCACUUCCAGAGAAUUUACCCCUCACAUGCCGGCUCCCGGCAAAACCAAUGCACCCACCUCUCCACUGAAGCCCAGAAACAAGGAGCAGACUCCAGAGAGGGGCUCCACCAGAGACCAAAGUCACACUGCCUCAUUGAGGAGCACUUCAUCUUUAGACCACAAACGCCCCUCCAGAAAGACUGGCACACAUGGAGCGGUGUCAACCCGCGCACACAGGGGACACGACAGAGAGCAGCGCCGGAGGAGGACCGAGGCUGCACGCAUCAUCCAGCGAGCCUGGAGAAGGUUUCACGCACGCAGACGAAGGGAGGUGAAGGCCUGCGAAGAGGUGGAGUCCAACCGAUCCCAAAACAGGAAGAAGAUGGAUGUCAGAGCUCCAUCCGCGAAAACAUCUACGAGUAAGAGCUCCGUCCUUCAAAGCAUCUACGGAAACGCCGUGGCCAGACGAGGGCCUUCACUUCUGGGCUCUCAGUCCCAGCUGCUCUUGGACAUGCCGCUCCGCACCCAGAGCCAGUGUAAGUUGAGAGGUAUAGACUGUGUACACCUGGCUGAUGUGGUGGAUCAAGCCAAGCAGUACUCGUAUCAUCUGCGACCGUAUAGCGCUGGACAGGGGACCAGAGGACGGGGGAAACAUUGAAGCCACACAAACCCACACAACUGAUGCUCUUGAGGUUUUCUCAGCUGGCUGGCUGGCCUCGCCUCUAUAGAAUUACUAUACACAUUGUUCGCAUACUGUGCCAAGCUUUCUAAAAUUAAGCCAUAUGACAUCAGAGCCAUGACCUCACAGGGUGGGGUUAAGUCUACAGACGCGGUGUGUGUAAAAGAUAACCUUUCAGCCAUUGUGGAAGGAACACAUACACCCUCCAUCGGCCCUGUUCUCCACCGCUCUCGCACACACACUGAGAUAACCUUUCCUCCCGCUGUGGAGCAUGAGGCAGUCUAUCAACAGCCAGUCAUACAGAUAGCCCACCUGCAGACACACCUACACAUUCACAAGUUACUCCCUCCACACCAGUUUGCUCUUUAAGUGCUUUCCCUCUCAAGACAAAGACGUAUUGCUGAACUAUGAAGUUUUUAUUUACUUUUUAUUCUCUAUUUGCACAAAAAUAUUCCUCAUGUUUGUUGCCUUUUAAUUACAUUAUAAAAAUAAAAACAGUUAAACAGAGGACAAUGCACUUUGAUUUAACUUUGGUUUGCCUUUA